This is a messenger RNA of Diaporthe amygdali, 903 nucleotides long. RefSeq lists its product as uncharacterized. NCBI's taxonomy places the organism in Eukaryota, Fungi, Ascomycota, Sordariomycetes, Diaporthales, Diaporthaceae. The transcript has 4 exons. The record is from RefSeq and is a predicted model, not a curated record. Gene Ontology annotation, molecular function: oxidoreductase activity. Bases 1 to 903 code for a protein of 300 amino acids.
AUGGCCACUGCGGUUUGCACUUCGACCUAUGUUAACGACCAUCACGAUGUGAAAGCGCUCGUUAAUUAUCUGCCGGUGGACAAGAAGGACUUCGGUCCCGAUGACAUGCCCGCACCCAAGAAAUUUGGCGACUUCAUCGAGUCGAGCAGGUACAUGACAUUCCACAAUGCCAGAGGCAAGGAGGAUUCAUUCAAGCUGGACAGGAACGGCUUUGAGAUCGUCACGCUCCCGGAAAAGGAGCGGGACAUCUCCACCGACGACAAGAUCAAGGAGGAGUUCUACCCCGAGUUGAUAGAAGUCAUCAAGAAGAGGACGGGCGCCUCGACUGUUGUGCCGUUCGCCCACGUCCUCCGCCGGACCGAGAACACGUUUUUCGCGGAGGCCGUGGACUCGGAGCGCUACAACCGCUUCUCUACUGUGUGGCCGCACAGUGACUUCUCCGUCGUGUACCCAGAGCGGCUGCCUUUUCUGAAAGACGCCAUCCUUAACUAUGAUGGCAUCCCCGAAGACAGACGAGAUGAGCUGAAAGAGGCCGCGAAGACUGCCUCGCGGUGGGCCUUUGUGCAGAUGUGGAAGCCACUCAAGAAGCUGGAGCGCGACCCUCUUGCGCUCUGCGACUCGACAACUCUCAGCACUGGUGAUUGGAGGUUUCGCCAGGCCGAGGAUCCAAACAUCUCGUACUCUCUCCUGGCUCACCCUGAGGAGGAGGAGAAGCAUGCGUGGUACUACGUCCAUGAGAUGAAGCCGAACGAGAUGUUUGUGUUCAAGGGGUGCGACAGCAGGCAGGGCGAGCCUGGGUUCACCGGGUAUGCCGGGGCGCACACGGCGAUUGUGCUCCCUGAUUCCCAGGACAAGCCCCCUAGAGAGAGCAUCGAGGCACGGUUCUUCUGUCUCUGGGAGUGA